AUGAGGACUAAAUUACCAGUUUCUGCAUGGGGACAUGCUAUUUUGCACGCAGCGGCUUUAGUCCGACUUCGACCAACUGCUAGCCAUCAAUACUCCCCUCUACAACUUGUCUUGGGGAAGCAACCAGAUAUUUCGCACUUACUUGUCUUUGGUUGUGUUGUUUAUGUGCCUAUUGCACCACCACAACGCACUAAAUUCGGUCAACAACGUCGCCUUGGUAUUUAUGUUGGUUUUGAUUCACCGUCUAUUAUAAGGUAUUUAGAGCCUUUAACAGGUGAUGUCUUUACAGCCAGAUUUGCAGAUUGUCAUUUCGAUGAGACACUUUACCCGCCGUUAGGGGGAGAUGAUAAGCCGUCAAAAGAACGGCGUGAAAUAUCUUGGUACACACCAAGUCUGUCUCAGCUUGACCCUUGCACUAAUCAAUCUGAACUUGAGGUGCAAAAGAUUAUACAUCUGCAAAAUAUUGCAAACCAAAUGCCUGAUGCAUUUACUGAUACUUAG
This is a messenger RNA of Papaver somniferum (opium poppy), 501 nucleotides long. RefSeq lists its product as uncharacterized. NCBI's taxonomy places the organism in Eukaryota, Viridiplantae, Streptophyta, Magnoliopsida, Ranunculales, Papaveraceae. The transcript has a single exon. The record is from RefSeq and is a predicted model, not a curated record. The coding region runs from base 1 to 501 and encodes 166 amino acids.